UUAUUCACUCAACACAAACUCUAAGAUCAAAAAAUGGCAAAGGAAAUAGUAGUGAUGAGUGUGCUCCUUUUUGUGCUGGCCGCCACUACUAAGGCCGACACGCAAAGCGGGUAUGGGCAUGGGUGUAGCUCCUUAUGCAAUAGUUCAGCGCCGACACACAUACACUUCUACUUCCAUGACAAGAUUACCGGCCCCUCGCCAUCCGCUGUGCAGGUGGUCAGCCCACCGAACAAAACAUCACCAACCUCUUUCGGGACGGUGUAUGUCAUGGAUGACCCAUUGACCGAGGGGCCUGACCCAAGGUCCAAGCCCGUGGGUCGAGCCCAGGGCAUGUACCUCUCAUCAGACCAAGUCCGGAUAGGCUUCCUACAGGCUAUGAACAUCGUGCUCACUGCUGGGCCGUACAAUGGCAGCGUGAUAACCGUGCUCGGCAGCAACCACAUAUCCGACAGUAUCCGUGAGAUGCCGGUUGUCGGUGGCACCAGUGCUUUCCGCUUCGCUCGUGGCUAUGCCCAAGCCCGCACCUACUUUCUUGACUCAAAUGGACUUGACGCCAUCGUGGAGUACAACGUCUAUGUCUUCCAUUGAUCUUGAUGCACGCUUAAGUUUGUCUUAGUUAAUUACUGAUGGUGUCAAGAGAGAAGCUUUAUUUAAUUCUACCACAUAUCUUGUGUAAUAAGGGAGAAUUCAUGCAAGGUUGGAUUUAAUUGCUAUUCUCCAAGGUUUGAUGUGUAUAGUAGGAUAUACAUUUGGUUCCUUUUCUAUGGACUGGUACAACUUUUGUUUCAAAUUGAACCACAUAUAUGGUACAGAAGUACUACUAGACUA
Messenger RNA from Oryza sativa Japonica Group (Japanese rice), 828 nucleotides. Its product is annotated as dirigent protein 2. The record is from RefSeq and is a predicted model, not a curated record. NCBI's taxonomy places the organism in Eukaryota, Viridiplantae, Streptophyta, Magnoliopsida, Poales, Poaceae.